This is a messenger RNA of Schistosoma spindalis, 2952 nucleotides long. The record is from the annotation of a GenBank genome assembly. Lineage: Eukaryota; Metazoa; Platyhelminthes; Trematoda; Strigeidida; Schistosomatidae.
AUGUCCUUGAGAAGGUUACUAUUAUCACUUAGUAGUUUCGGUUAUUUGGAUUUCAGCGAUCAAUAUUCUCAUCAUAUGUUCAGUAGUGUGAUAUUUCUACGUUUAGGGUUUAUUAUUGCUCAUGCUGGUUUGCUGGAAAGUGUAUUACAACUAUUUCUAUCCUAUUUCAUCCUGUUGCUGACUGUAUUUUCUAUAUGCGCAAUUAGUACAAAUGGAGCAGUUGAAGGAGGAGGUGUAUAUUUCAUGCUUAGUAGGACUUUAGGUCCUGAAUUCGGUGGAGCUAUCGGGUCGAUAUUUUUCUUCGCGCAAGUUUGUAGUGCUGCAUUGUAUAUAGCGGGAUUAGUGGAAGCUGUGCUCAUAAAUUUCGGUCCUGGAGGUAUUUUAUUCGAUGGAGUACUACCUGGUGAAAAUCACUGGUGGAGUUACCUGUAUGCCAUAGUUAUUCUUGCACUUUGUAUGUCUAUCCUAUUAAUUGGUAGUCAAAUGUUUGCUCGUGCUCUGUACUUUAUUCUUGCUGUUGUGGUCAUUGUUAUUAUCUGCGUAUUUGCUAGUUUCUUUCUACAACCAAAAUUAAUACCUUUACCAAGAUCUAAUUCGCUUAUCUAUAAUUUAUCAGCAUCAAAUAAUGUAACUAUAUUCGCCGAGUUUACUGGCUUGAACGGAAAUACAUUCAGAGAGAAUAUUUAUCCUAUGUAUUCAAUUGAUUAUACUACUGGUUCAUUGACGUCUUUCGUCAUUGUUUUCUCCGUAUUAUUUUCUGGUGUAACUGGGAUAAUGAACGGUGCAAAUGUGUCUGGUGAAUUAAAGAAUCCUUCUCGUUCAAUUCCUUUGGGAACUCUAUCUGCUUUACUUUGUACAUUGGUAAUUUAUCUCGUUAUGAUGAUAUUCUCAGCUUCUUCUAACAGCCGAUAUCUGUUAUUAAAUAACAAUAUAUUCAUGCAAUCAAUUAGUUUUUGGCAACCAAUCGUUGUAAUAGGUGUUUUUGCCACUACAUUAUCAGCAGCUUUAGGCAAUCUUAUUGGAGCUUCACGUAUAUUGGAGGCGAUAGCUCGUGAUGAAUUAUUUGGUCGACUUCUCCAUCCAGCAAAAUGGACCACAAAACGUGGAAAUCCGAUAGUGGCAGUCCUUUCUGCUGGGUUUCUUUGUUUGUUGAUUUUACUGAUUGGUAGAUUAAAUGCUAUCGCUCCACUUGUAUCUGUUCUAUUUUUACUGGCUUAUGCUUCGGUGAAUUUGGCCUGUGCUGGUUUAGAUGCUGCCUCACCACCGAAUUUCAGACCGACAUUUCGUUAUUUUAAUUGGAUCACUUCAAUUUUGGGAAUGAUUGGUUGUAUCAUUAUGUGUUUAUUAAUUCAACCAAUUUAUACGGUAGUGGCAAUUAUUGUUUUAGGUGUUCUCGUGUUUUCAUUAUAUCAACGACAUUUAGAAUCGUCAUGGGGUAAUAUUGGACAAGCGCUUCUAUUUCAUCAGAUCCGUAAAUAUUUAUUAUUAUUGGAUUCCCGUAAAGAUCACGUUAAAUACUGGAGACUCCAAUUACUGUUACUCGUUGCAAAUCCACGUUCGUCAGCCUCACUUGUUCAAUUUAUGAAUAGUUUAAAAAAAGGUGGUCUUUAUGUAGUUGGUCAUGCACUUUGUGGUGAUGCAGAUGAGUUCGUCGAUCAAUCGGAUCCAUGUCUAAAUCAGCGUUGGUAUUGGACACAAUAUGUGAAAUAUUUGAAAACUAAAGCAUUUGUAGAAAUAACAAUUGACCGAAGUGUACGCAGAGCGAUAUCACAUCUUAUUCGAAUUUCUGGUUUAGGUGCAAUGCGCCCAAAUACAGUGUGUUUAGGAUUUUAUGAUGAUAAGCCUUCAAUCGAUGUUUUAGCUAGGAUUUGGAAAGAACGUAAAGUAAAAGCAUUCAGUUCAUGGCCAAAUCAUAUUCAUUCAUAUAAUUCCACAGAUCUAAUCAUUAAUAAUAAUGAUACCCAAACGACAAAUGCUUAUUUAAACAGCAGUGAACUACUAGCUAAUUUCGGUUCAGUUCCGAGUCAGGAUUCAAAUUCUAUUUUUGUCAAUCAGAAUAAUACAGAUAAUCAGUUUUAUGGUAACCGUCGUUCUGGUCGUCUUACCUCGCAGGAAUAUGUUAGCAUUAUUCGAGAAAUUCUCAAUAUGGAGACCAAUGUUGUACUUGCUCGAAAUUUCGACAGAGUAAUUUUUGAUGAAGGUAUGUCUGGUUGGGACACAACUCGACGCUAUUUCCGUAAUAUUUUCCAUACAAAUAAUCGUUCACAGCGAAUAAAUUCAAAUUAUAAUAGUGGUUAUAAUGCAGGUACAGUGAUGGAUGUUACUAGUUCAAUGCCUGAAAUUAAUCCAUAUAUAGUAGACACUUCAAAAGCUAUAUUCUUUGAUAUAUGGCCAAUCAAUCUUCUCGAAUUUCAUGGUGAGAAUUUAAAUUUACCAUCAUCUUCAUCACACGAAGGAAUUUACAGACAAGUGGUUGAUCGUACUGGUCUUUUCCUCUUACAACUUGCCUGUUUAGUCGCUAGAUCACCCUAUUGGCGUAAACGUCGUCAUCCACCAAAACUACGUGCAUUUUUUCCACAGUUACGUACAAUGAGUCCACCUAAUGGAGAGGUUGUUACGGUAACUGACAAAGCACGUUCUCAAUUAUCAACUUUGUUGAGAAAUUUGCGAAUUCCUGCAGAAAUACAUCUGGUUGAUAUGGAUAGUUCAGUGAUGAAAAAAAAUUCAAUGUUGAAGAAUAUUGAUGAUAACAGAAGAAUAAUCUGUUUAAACCAAUUAAUUCUGUCUUAUUGUCAUCCAAAUACAACAGCUUUAUUUCUCUAUUUGCCUAAACCAAGUUCAGACUUAUCAUUAGCUGAUAUUUACUUGAAUCAAUUGAAUAUACUAACCGAUACGUUGCCGCCAACAUUGUUAGCUCAUGGUUUACAUGAGGUCACAUCAGCUGAAUUGUAA